This is a messenger RNA of Paramisgurnus dabryanus, 5075 nucleotides long. The record is from RefSeq and is a predicted model, not a curated record. NCBI's taxonomy places the organism in Eukaryota, Metazoa, Chordata, Actinopteri, Cypriniformes, Cobitidae.
AGAACGCGUUUCUGCGUUAUAAAACAGCGUAACCGAGUGCAACAAAAUGAUGUUUAUAAAAGGGGAACCUAAAGCGCGGAGCCAGUCAGACGCAUGCGCAAAGAAAGCGAAGAUUAAAAGCAAAAAUUAAAAUUGUAUGAAUAAUAGGGGCGAUUUCCAAGACAGGGAUUAGACUAGUCCUAGACAAAAAUAAAUGUAAGAGCUGUCCAAACUGAAAACUACUUGCACUGACAUAUCCUAAAUACAUCAGUGUCCCUUUUUUUUUUGCCUCAAAAUGCACAUUUUAGUAAGGCAUGUUUGUAAAAAAAACUAGUUAUAUUUCCUAAUUAAAAGAUCUAGUCAUGUUUUAAAAUAAUCCCUGUCCGGGAAACCACCCCAUAUUGUAUGAUCAGUCCCUGAAAUGCAAGGUACUAAUUUGAAAUGUUGAAAGUUAUUAGAUUUAACCAAUUGAAAAUAACAUCAUGAGAAAACAAUUUUUCCUUUAUGCCAGUAAAAUUAUAAUAAAUUAUAGUCCUUUACAUAUUAAAAUAUAUUAUGAAAGUUUGUUAAAGAAAUACAUAAAUUGAUAACGCAAAAAAGAAGACUGUCAUUAAAUAAUAAACAACUUAGGUUGACCCUUUUCAUACGGAUAUUUUUAAAAAGAGAAAGUAUAUAUUUUUUCGUUUCUUCCUUAAAUAACUAAAUUAAAAUACUUAAAAACAGUUUUGUUUAUAUUUUAUUGAUAAUAAAGGUCACACCGUGGCGUGAAGCGUUUAACAGUUUGGUUAAUUAUAAUAGGAGUGACGUCACGACUCCCCCGGCAUUCACACGCGCAAGUUGUAGCCUACACGAGCGCGAUUGUGCGGAGCUCCAGGUGAGACGAACUUCUGAUGGAAGAGAUUUUGAGUAGUUUAGUUACCUAAGUAAUGGUCAUGAAUUAUACACAAAGUCUGGAAGAUCAUUAACUAGCGGACUAGCGGUUCAUGGACUCACCAUCUAAUGCUGGAAACAAUGAAAAAGAGAAAUAAAGAGUUUGAGGCAAUAGUGCGGAUGGAUGGAUGUGUGCCCUUCUCAAAUCAGGUGGCCGGACAUAAAUGCGGAAUCAAUAACACUGGUCAGUGUGGACACAUCUCAACUGCUUAUAUUCAUCGUGAGAUCAUAUUUCUGCUCAUUUUCUUAUCGGAGAGCAACAAACCUGUAUAGAAAAUGCGACAUUUCAAACAUACAGAUAGUUGUCAUAAGUUUGAAACUGAACUUUGAACCUUCAUGAAAUAAAUGCAUUGAGUUUAUUCUAAAACCAAAAGGUUAAACGAAACAACGUGAGUUUAGUCUUUCUUUGAUCAUUUUGUGUAAAACUGAGGAAAUACUGGGUUUAACAUAGGGGUCGGUUACAUUAGUUAAUAUGUAUAGAAAGUCUUCAAAUGAUUCCUGCUGGAAUUUACAUCUAAAUUUGGAAUCAAUCCUAAAGGAUAACACAGGGAUAAAAGGAGAUUGGGUUGGAUAAACAAAAAUUCCUGUAGGAAUUUUAUUCUUAUUUGAUCCUAUAAGUCAUAUAAAAUCUUAUGCUAUUGGCCAGUGAAAGAUCUCAUUGUGAGUUGGAGAUUUAAAAUCCUAAAAGAUUUGUUUAAAAUAUCCUAAAGUUGCAAUUUAUGCUUGGAUAGUCGCAGUGGAAUCUAUCCUCUUAGUAUUCUGAAGGAAUAUGAGAAAAUUCCCAUAAGGAUGGGCUAUUUAAGCACUGAGGUCUAGAUAUAAUUAUGACUAACUAACUAAAAUUCUAAUUAAAUUAUGAGAAAUUCCACAUUCAUUAAGGAUGAUUUACAUUCAUUUAGAGGGAUUUUGCACUGGAUGUUGUGGGAUAUUCCCAUAGUGAUGUAGAUGAGAAGAAAUAAUUACGCCUGCAGUCAGAUGAUGACAUCAGUUCCUCUGCUACUCUGCUAUAGUAACUCAGAUGUGUGAUUCUGGUUGAGGAUUACCUGAUGAAUUAGGCACUGUAAACUGUUAUCUGAUGGACUGUGCGGACUGCCUGCCAGAUUGUGUUCUGCAGCAUCCUGAUGGCACAAUACUCAAACAGCUACAACCUCCUCCGAGAGGCCCACGAGAGAUGCUCUUUUACAAACAGGUUUAUGCUAAAGACUGCACGGAUGUAAAGCUACUGGAUCUGCAGCAACAUCUUCCCAAGUUCUAUGGCACAUGGGCACCACAGGAGUCCCCAAACGAGGUCUAUCUAAAGCUGGAGGAUGUGACACAGGGGUUUUUACGGCCCUGCAUCAUGGAUGUGAAGAUCGGGAGGAGAAGUUACGAUCCGUUUGCAUCACAAGAGAAACGUGAAGAGCAGAUCAGGAAGUAUCCUCUGAUGGAGGAGAUCGGCUUUCUGUUACUGGGAAUGAGGGUGUACCAGAUGGACUCAGAGAGCUACAUUACCCAUGAUCAGUUCUAUGGACGCAGUCUUGAGAAGGACACAGUUAAAAACGGGUUGUCUAGAUUCUUCUAUAAUGGUAAAGACAUAAGGAGAGAUGCAAUUUCCCUGAUCAUCUCUAAAAUCCAAAGCAUCCUCCGCUGGUUUGAGAACCAGACUCAGAUGCAUUUCUAUGCCAGUUCUCUGCUGCUGGUAUAUGAAGGUUUUCCCCACGGAGUCAAUGGAACGAAACACAGGAGAAUUGAGCUUUUGCAGGGGUCAGAGUGCAACCAUACCAGUUUAACCCAAUCAGGACGUCCAUGCAGUCAACCAUACGACACUGAUCAUCUUCAUGGCAUCCAGAGUGAGAGGAACAUCAAUGGAACUUGUGGAGAAAGUGAGGACAUUGGUAUGGAGCAUCAGAAACCGGAAAAAAGAGUGGAGGUGAAGAUGAUCGAUUUCGCCCAUGUGUUUAUUAGUGACAGUCCAGAUGAGAGCUACAUGUACGGACUGAGGAACCUUCUCUCAAACUUAGAGGAAAUAUUAAAGGACUAACAUGUCCUAAUUCAUCUUAAUUCGUAGGAUCACAUUUGUACGUUUUGUUCGAUUUGGUUUCAUCCCUGUGACGUGGGAUUACAGGCAGGGUUAGCGGUGGGGUUUCAUUAUUGUUUUUUCUUUAAUAAUCGUACAUUUUUGCACGAUUCACACUGCCAUCUCGGUAAAUACGAAUUCCUGUGAGAUCAAGCGGGAUGGUAAGGAUCACUAUAAAUUAUCUUUGCUUGAAAAACUUUAUUAGAAUUCUUAAAAACUUUUUAAAAAAUACAUAAAUACAGCAAUUAAAGGGUAAACUAUUGCUUUAAAUCAGGUUAUUAGCAAAUUGAGAACACUUACUGACCUAUCCAAAAGAAAUACCAAUGAAAGCACUGUGUCUUUAUGCAAAAAAGCUAAUAGAAAUUUCAACCUAAAUUUUACUUAGAUUUUAACAUUAAUGCUAACCUUUUCUCACUGCCAAAAAUAUCCACUAUAAGCCGAAGCAAAGCCACUAAGCAAAAAUGUCAGGUUGGACCAUAAAAACUAUACAGUAAAAAUCACAGUAAAAUGUGAGGAAUGAAUUUUCAUUUUUAUUAACUCAUUUCCCACCAGCCUUUUUUUUUUAUUUGCCUGCCAGCAUUUUUAUUUUGUGAUUUUCACAAAAGGUUCACAAAAUGCCUUCCAGGAAAUUUUUUUUUCUAUAAAUAUAUAAACAUACAAAUAUAUCAAAUGAAAGAACAGACUGCUUUCAAAAUAAACAAACAAACAAAACGGGAAAAAACAUUUUAUUCUAUCUUUUUUUUCUUUAUAUAAAUAUGGUUAGGUUUCUUUAAAAAUACCAAAUUUUUGAGCAAAAAGCGGAAAUAAUUGCUUUUUUGUAAAGGAAUUUUGUUAGGGAUCAGAUUCAGAACGAUGAUCAAAACAUACACAGAGUUUAAAAUGUUGUAAAAUUAUUUUUUGCUUCAGUUUUUUUUAUAAAUUGGGUAAGAGUGACAUCUAGUGGACAGAAUUACAGAUUACAGUAAAAACUUACCAGGAAAGCGUCAUUGGCAGGGAAAUAUUUCUCUUAAUUGACGAGAUAACUCAAGGAAAAGAGUUAAAAGUAUCCUAGUAAAUAUUUUACAUUUACAUUUUUAAUAAAGUUAGCAUAAUGCUAUUACUAAAUACUGUGGUUCAUGUAAAGCACAUAAAGAUUUGUUAACUGUAUUUUCAUAUAUCAAAUGUUGCACUAAAUAAAGCAGAUAAAGCAGUUUACUAAACCACAUGCAGACUGAUGCAUCAUGUUGACACCAGAUGUGUAAAAUAUCUAGAUUUCUUGUUGCUUUUUUAAGUACACCUGAAGAUCCCAUUGAAAUGUUUUUCACUGUAUUUCUCUUAAAUGUACCAAAUAUAUAAAAUAUUUACAUCUAUUGCAAUAAAAUGCUGCUACAGCUUUAACUGAUCUUAGCACAAAUUACCAGCAGAAAACUCAAUUGUUCAUGUAUGCUGGUGCCAUGCACAGCUUUUAAAAAUAGGACAAGCACUUUUUUUAUAGAUAAAAUCUCCAAUAUUUUGUCCGUAAUGGAUUUGAGUGUCCGGCCAGCUGCGGAUAAAUUUAGUUUGGUGGAAAGCAUCACAUUUACACAUUUCAAUAUUCUAGCUGGACCAUGGGUCUGUCUAAUGCAUUUUAUGGCUGCUGUGGGUUUUCGGUUCAGAGAAAAUUAUGUUAUUUUCCAUAAAGCGCCUCUCUGCAGCCAGACCACCCCCAACCACCUUUAAUCCGUAAUAUAUGGAUUAAAUCCAUGGAAUAAUCUAUCAUAUGAAAUACUGAAAGUUUAUCUAAGAACCCAGCGAGCAAUAGCCGUCAUUCACCAUCUAGGUGAACUAUAGCAGGAUAUAGUGCAGCUAUAAGUAACCCACUUUUACAAAAAAAAAAAACCUUAAAUUUGGUUAUGUGUCAUUUUAGCCAAAAUUUGUGAUAUUUAUGAUAUCUGAUCAUUUAAGCAAAGUCAACGGUGAUUACAAAGUGUUUGGUUUAAUUUAUUUUUGGGCUCAAUGUUAGGGUAAGGGUUUGCCAAUAACUUGCGGUAGAUUUAAAUUUAUGUUUACUGGCAACCAGUGUUUGUUUAAAAUUAAAUGAAAAUUAAACAUUAACAAGUCAUUAUCUUUACAGAAUAAAUCUAAAAUAACA